Molecule: messenger RNA, 234 nt
Organism: Gongylonema pulchrum
Lineage: Eukaryota; Metazoa; Nematoda; Chromadorea; Rhabditida; Gongylonematidae
Source: the annotation of a GenBank genome assembly
GAACACGAACUUGCAGAUUCGAAACCAACCGAAUUUCACAUUAAUGACCAUGUAACAUGGGAUCAAAGCCUUAAUGUUCAACAAGUACAGUCUCUUCGAGAAUCGCUGAACCGAUACUGCCGCUGCGUUCGACUGGUGACGGAGAGGAAGGAACAACCACCGAGGAUCGAGAAUCGAAAGAAUCCACCAGACAACUUUCAACUGCAGAGCCCGCCGCAGAUUCAAAGGAAAUAG